AUGGCUUCUGUGUUACUGCCCCAAUUGCGUACAGGAUGGCACGUAGACCAGGCUAUUGUCACGGAGAAUGAACGGCUCGUGGUCAUCCGUUUUGGUAGGAAAGAUGAUAGACAGUGCAUGAUCAUGGACGAACUAUUAUCUUCGAUCGCUGAAAGAGUGAGGAACUUCGCAGCCAUCUACUUAUGUGACAUUGACAAAGUCCCGGACUUUAAUGAGAUGUACGAUCUCACAGACCCCAUGACUGUAAUGUUUUUUUACCAGAACAAGCAUAUGAUGUGCGAUUUUGGUACGGGGAACAACAAUAAGUUGAACUUUACGGUGGAUGACAAACAAGAAAUGAUCGACAUUCUAGAAACUAUAUUUAGAGGAGCCAGGAAGAACAAAGGACUGGUUAUCUCUCCGUUUGAUUACAAUCACAAGCGUGUUUCAUGA
This is a messenger RNA of Saccharomyces eubayanus, 432 nucleotides long. It is a transcript of the gene DIB1, whose product is annotated as U4/U6-U5 snRNP complex subunit DIB1. The transcript has a single exon. NCBI's taxonomy places the organism in Eukaryota, Fungi, Ascomycota, Saccharomycetes, Saccharomycetales, Saccharomycetaceae. The record is from RefSeq and is a predicted model, not a curated record. Gene Ontology annotation, biological process: mRNA splicing, via spliceosome. Gene Ontology annotation, cellular component: U5 snRNP; U4/U6 x U5 tri-snRNP complex; spliceosomal complex. The coding region runs from base 1 to 432 and encodes 143 amino acids.